AUGCUUAAUGCCAGUCCUGCUCCAACUCCCCUCUCCGCCACCGCCAAGCUGCUGCUCGAUGAUGGCACGCCUCCUGCCAACACCAUACUCUACAAGCAGGCACUGGGUUCUUUGCAAUAUUUACUCUGCACUCGACCCAACAUUGCCUUUGCCGUCAACAAGCUCUCCCAAUCACGGUCUUCGCCUCACUUCCACCUCUGCAUGCUCCUACUGAGCUUCAUUGGCAACAUGUGA
This is a messenger RNA of Linum trigynum, 234 nucleotides long. Lineage: Eukaryota; Viridiplantae; Streptophyta; Magnoliopsida; Malpighiales; Linaceae. The record is from the annotation of a GenBank genome assembly.